Molecule: messenger RNA, 1005 nt
Organism: Penicillium canescens
Lineage: Eukaryota; Fungi; Ascomycota; Eurotiomycetes; Eurotiales; Aspergillaceae
Product: putative short-chain dehydrogenase/reductase family protein
Exons: 2
Coding region: 1-1005 (334 amino acids)
Source: RefSeq, a predicted model, not a curated record
AUGGCAGGCCUCUUCCGUUUGCUCAAGAUGCAGUACACCCCUCCUACAGACCCUCAGGGCAUCUCUUUCGCUGGAAAGACCGUCCUCUUGACGGGCGCUACCUCGGGUCUCGGUUUCGAAGCUGCCGUCAAAAUCCUCAACCUCGGAGUCGAGUCUCUGAUCAUCGGCAGUCGCAGCGUGGAGCGGGGUCGCAAGGCCAAGGCCGAGAUUGAAAAGUUGACCAACCGCUGCGAUGUCAUCAAAGUGUGGGAACUCGAAAUGAACAACUUCGCCAGUGUCAAGAAGUUUGCGGAGCGUGCCAACACCGAACUGCCUCGUCUUGAUAUUGCCUUGCUGAACGCCGGACUGUGGAACCGCGACUACAACAAAUCUCCCGAAGGCUGGGAGGAAACCCUGCAGGUCAACACACUGUCCACCUCUCUGCUAGCCAUGCUUCUGCUCCCCAAGCUAAAGAGCAGCGCCUAUGACGCCAAUCCCUCUCAUUUGACCGUGGUUUCUAGUCAGCAGUUUGUUCGAGUACAGGCUGAGAGCGUGCGUACCGAUACCCUGCUAUUGGAGCACGUGAACAACCCCGAGAGGUUCAAGGGGCCCAAACAAUACGGCAUCUCGAAGCUGCUACUUGAAAUUGUGAUGAAGCGUAUUGCCAAUUAUGUCCGCAACGCAGAUGGGACCCACCCCAUCAUUGUCAACACUGUGAGCCCAGGUCUCUGCGCCUCGGGCCUUGGUCGCCAGUACGAUAAGUGGUACGAGCAGUGGAUCGUCUGGAUUCUGUUCAAGCUAUUCGCCCGGACCGCUGAGCAAGGCAGCCGCUCACUAGUUAGCGCAACGUACCAAGGUGUUGAGUCCCAGGGAAAGUGCUGGCGUAGUGAUGGCUACCUCGACGAGUCGAAUGCUCUUACAUGCCUGGCAGAGGGCGUGGAACUUCAGGAGAAGGCAUGGAAGGAGAUCAUUGAAGUGUUGGGUGAGCAGGCGCCCGAGGUGGACGUUGCAUUCGGGGGAAUUUAA